Messenger RNA from Lachnellula hyalina, 531 nucleotides. It is a transcript of the gene RDL2, whose product is annotated as Thiosulfate sulfurtransferase, mitochondrial. The record is from RefSeq and is a predicted model, not a curated record. The transcript has 2 exons. NCBI's taxonomy places the organism in Eukaryota, Fungi, Ascomycota, Leotiomycetes, Helotiales, Lachnaceae. Gene Ontology annotation, cellular component: mitochondrion. The coding region runs from base 1 to 531 and encodes 176 amino acids. Gene Ontology annotation, molecular function: thiosulfate-cyanide sulfurtransferase activity.
AUGUCAAUUCCACGCAUUGCAACCUCUUUCCUCCUGCGGGGCUCGCGAUCCUCAAUUGCGAGGGCGCCUCGACAGUUUAGAGCCUUCCCAAUCCCGACUUCCCGCGCCACGCCCCUUGCGACCAGAAGCCAAUUCCGACCCUAUUCCCAAGACUCCCCCCCUCUAAGCAAAAUCUACGCCUUCGAAGAUGUCCAAAAACUUUCCACAAACCCCUCGCCAUCCCGCAUCCUAAUCGACUCGCGCGAACCCGGCGAAUUGCAAAGCAGCGGCACUAUUCCAGGGGCUUUGAAUAUACCGGUUGUUAGUCAAGCGGACUCUUGGUUUAUUACACCGGAUGAGUUUGAAGAUAGAUAUGGGUUUGAGAGGCCGGGGAAGGAUGUCGAGGUUGUGUUUUUCUGUAAGGCGGGCGUGAGGAGUAAGGCUGCGGCAGAGCUGGCGAGGCAGGCGGGGUGGGCGAAGAUUGGGGAGUAUAAGGGGAGUUGGCUUGAUUGGGAGGGGAAGGGGGGUAAGAUCGAGGGUGGGAGGAUUUGA